Molecule: messenger RNA, 869 nt
Organism: Metschnikowia bicuspidata var. bicuspidata NRRL YB-4993
Lineage: Eukaryota; Fungi; Ascomycota; Pichiomycetes; Serinales; Metschnikowiaceae
Exons: 2
Coding region: 232-492 (86 amino acids)
Source: RefSeq, a predicted model, not a curated record
GGGCGAAACAGGAAUCGGCGAAAGAGCAAGACUGGACCGCGCGGCCACGGCCCUAAUUGAGACGGGCGUUUUUACUUUGAUAUUUUUUUUUUUCUUCGACUUAUGGUUUGUUGGUUUGCUGCUUUUGGUGAUGCUUCUGGAGAUGAUCUUUAGUGCUUCUGGCGUGGCUUCUGGUAUGACUAUGGUAUUGCUUAUGGUAUGACUAUGGUAUUGCUUAUGGUAUGACUAGUAAUGCUUCUGGUAAUGCUUCUGGUAAUGCUUCUGGUAUUGCUUCUAGUAAUGCUUUUGGUGAUAUUUUUGAUGAUGAUCUUUAGUGCUUCUGGUAUUACCCCUGGUAUUACUUCUGGUAACGCUUCUGGUAAUACUUCUGGUAUGACUUCUGGUAUGACUUCUGGUAUGACUUCUGGUAUGACUUCUGGUAUGACUUCUGGUAUGACUUCUGGUAUUACAUCUGGUUCUACUUCUGGUGAUUUUCUGAAAGCUCUUCUGUGAUCUGUGAUGCUUCUGAUCAAACCUCUGGGUAUUUCCUCGGCUUGUUACCUCGGCCUAUUGCUUCUAUUUGUUACAUCUCUAUUCUCUUGGUUUUCUCUCUAAUUCUCCCGCUGCGCCUCUAAUUAUUACUCUUAAAUCUGGCUUCUGAUAAUUUCCCUGUUUCUUCCCUCUGAUACUUCCCUCUGCUUCACUCCUCUUAUUCCUCUUUCCCCUGAAUACUUUUCUUCUAAUUCCCUCUGAUCAUUCCCUCGAACUAACACCUCUGCCUAUUGCACCCGGAAGACCUCUGUUUCCUUCUGAGUAUCGCCUCCAAUUAUCUCCAUUGUUGCCUCCCUCGAAGCCUGUCAAAAUAAAAACUUCACCCACCUGAUUAGCUC